This is a messenger RNA of Trichomycterus rosablanca, 1534 nucleotides long. RefSeq names its product ribosome binding factor A (gene rbfa). The record is from RefSeq and is a predicted model, not a curated record. The transcript is spliced from 7 exons. Gene Ontology annotation, biological process: rRNA processing. Bases 19 to 1089 code for a protein of 356 amino acids. Lineage: Eukaryota; Metazoa; Chordata; Actinopteri; Siluriformes; Trichomycteridae.
UUAGAAUUAGGAAUUAUCAUGUUGGCCCUGAAGACUGCUGACUGGCUUCGGAAUUGUUUGUUACCGCGACAUGUUAAUGGCCUAGUGAAUGUAAUGCGUGAUAUAAAGCUUCAGAGUGCAGGUAGACGUUGUAACUCGCCUUUGGUGAGGAAACGUGCAGCGUGUAACUGUUGUCAUGUUCAGUUCAUCCCAGCAGCACAUUUUCACUCUUCUGUUCAUCACUGCCGCAACCUACUGCACAAGAUGUUCUCCAACAAGAGGAAGAAAAAGUGGUAUGAAACGCCACAGCCCAUGCCCACAGCUCAACCUGGCUUCAUGAAACCAGCAAAGAAAAGAAACAUAGAAGACAGUUUGCGAGUGAGGACACUAAAUACUGUCCUUUAUAAAGCAGUUUCAGACCUGCUCUCUUCUCAUGAGGUUAAUGCAGAGAUCCCCAAGUACAAUGUGGAGAUCACCAAGGUUUCAGUGAUGGUGGAUUACUCAGCUUGUCGAAUCUACUGGAAGACAAGUUUGUCUUCUGACAGAGAUAUCCAGAUUCAGCAGGCUCUGGACAAAGGUGCUCCACGUAUAAGAUACCUUCUCAUCUCACAGCAGAUCCUGAGCAGCGUUCCCACUUUGAUUUUUGUUUUAGACAAACAGUAUGCAGCUAUAAAAGAGGUUGAAAAUCUUCUCAAGAUUGCAGAUUAUGGUCCCAGAGAAGAUUCUGAAAAUCUUUUUCCAAGUGAAAACGUUGCUGAGACAAAAGUGCAGACGGUGGAGAAGAAAAGAAUCAUGUUUGGCAUCGAUCAUGAUUCUCUCAAUAAACAGAUUGAGGACUAUAAACAGCGGUGGAGUGACUCAAACUCAGAGAUCAGCAGCCCAGCAGGUCUAACUCAGGAACAGCUGGACACGUUAGCUGAGAUCAGGAAACAGAAGCUUGUGGAGAAAAAGAAACGCAAAGCAAAGAAGCUGAAAGACUAUGAUGUCACUCCUAAAGAGUACUUGCUCACCAGGCAGCUUCAGAAAGAACAGGAAGAACAGUAUCGCGGUGAGGAUGGUUUAGAGGAUAGCCAGGCAUCAGAACUGAUGAAAGAUGAAGGGAAGCACUGAAUAAGAAGGAUUUAUUUAAUUGUUCGUCUGCACAACAGGUUGGUACAAGUCAUUUUUUUCUCCCAAUCCAGUCCUGAAAGAACAGCUCAAACGGUCUGUUCAUUAUAUGGUUUCGGUGGGUUCGUUUUCCCCAGAAUUACUGAGUGCAAUGCAGUAAGACACCUUGGAGAGGACACCAAUCAAUUAAGGGAAACCCCCAGACAUAGUCAGUCAUGUCUGUAUGUAUGUAGAUGCCUGGCCAAACGCACCGCUGGGGAUCUGAAUCCUGGAGGUCAGAGGUAUUGCGCUAGCAGAAUUUCCCGCUGUGCCACGUGUCUCCAUUUUGUAUUUAUCAUAUUAUAAUUAUUAUUUUAUUUUGUAUUUGUUAAGGAAAUCUAAAUUAAUUCUAUAUAAAAUGUGUCAAAACAGACAGUUUAAUCAGAAUUUAAUAAAACUUGUAACAGAA